Messenger RNA from Eublepharis macularius, 1932 nucleotides. RefSeq names its product cholinergic receptor nicotinic alpha 2 subunit (gene CHRNA2). Lineage: Eukaryota; Metazoa; Chordata; Lepidosauria; Squamata; Eublepharidae. The transcript is spliced from 7 exons. Gene Ontology annotation, cellular component: postsynaptic membrane; synapse; neuron projection. The record is from RefSeq and is a predicted model, not a curated record. Gene Ontology annotation, biological process: chemical synaptic transmission; regulation of membrane potential; monoatomic ion transmembrane transport. Gene Ontology annotation, molecular function: transmembrane signaling receptor activity; acetylcholine-gated monoatomic cation-selective channel activity.
AUGCUAAGUGCACUUUUUGCUUUUAAGCUUCUGAGCCUCACUUCCAGUGGCCAGACCACAGUGCCGUCGAGAAGAGUAAAGCUGCGGCAAAGGAAGCAAGCCGUGGACCACAACGGAUGCUCUUCUAUCAAAGCGGCUAAUCUCAAGUGGAGGCUCUUGUCCGAGGUCUCCCUUUUCUCCCAACAGCCGCCUGCUGCACAGUCCUACCAGAAAGUGAACACGCAGGUGCAUGCUGUUCCCAAGUUGCUACUCAGCACAGACUUUGCAAAUGAAAAGGGAUGCUCUGGAUUUUUCUGUCUUUGGAGAAAGAAUUCCGGUGGGGGGAAAUAGCAGAAGAUGGAUCAGCUUGCAAGUGGAUCCUCAGCUUUCAAGAACAUCAUCGCAUGCUAUUUCCUUGUGUCCUUGUCAGGAUUUGCCCAAGGCCGGACGCAAACCCAGGCCGAAGAAAGGCUCUUCAAGUACCUUUUCACAGCCUACAAUAAGUGGUCCAGGCCAGUUCCCAAUACCUCAGAUGUUGUUAUCGUCAGGUUUGGAUUAUCCAUUGCUCAACUGAUUGAUGUGGAUGAGAAGAACCAAAUGAUGACCACCAAUGUUUGGCUGAAACAGGAGUGGAAUGACUACAAGCUGCAGUGGAAUCCAGCCGAUUUCGACAAUGUCACUUCAAUCCGGGUGCCGUCUGAGAUGAUCUGGAUCCCGGACAUCGUACUUUAUAACAAUGCAGAUGGGGAAUUUGCAGUAACUCACAUGACCAAGGCACACCUCUUCUCUAAUGGCAGUGUGAAGUGGGUACCGCCAGCUAUCUACAAGAGCUCCUGCAGUAUCGAUGUCACCUUCUUCCCCUUUGACCAGCAGAACUGCAAAAUGAAGUUCGGCUCAUGGACCUACGACAAGGCCAAGAUUGACCUGGAGAGCAUGGAACGCCAUGUAGAUCUGAAAGACUACUGGGAAAGUGGGGAGUGGGCCAUUAUCAAUGCCGUGGGCACCUACAACACCAAGAAGUAUGACUGCUGUACUGAGAUCUAUCCCGACAUCACGUACAGUUUCAUUAUCCGCCGGUUGCCGCUCUUCUACACCAUCAACCUCAUUAUACCCUGCCUCCUCAUUUCCUGCUUGACCGUGCUGGUUUUUUACCUACCCUCUGACUGCGGUGAGAAGAUCACCCUCUGCAUCUCCGUCCUGCUAUCCCUCACUGUCUUCCUCCUUCUCAUCACUGAAAUCAUCCCGUCCACCUCUCUGGUCAUCCCAUUGAUAGGGGAGUAUUUGCUCUUCACCAUGAUCUUUGUCACCCUCUCCAUCGUCAUCACUGUCUUUGUACUCAAUGUCCACCACCGCUCGCCCAGCACCCACAAGAUGCCACGAUGGGUCCGAACCGUCUUCCUGAAUUUCAUCCCCCGCUGGCUCUUCAUGAAACGACCACCGGUGUUUGCCCCAGGACUCAGGGUGGCCAGCGAGGAGGUGAUCGGGCAGUACGACAUGCCUCCUGCCAAUCUUAGCACAUCCCGGUGUUGGCUGGAGACAGAUGUUGAUGAUAAGUGGGACGAUGAAGAGGAUAGCAAUGAAGAGGGGAUGCAUGCCAGCCGGCUGCCCCUCCAGGCCACUUGUCAUCACCACUGCCUCCAUUACCGCUACACCUGCGCCCGUCACCUGGGAAGGGGGUUUGUGGAAGUGGUGCAGCGCCCAGCCCCCAAAACAGAGAACCGGCCAUCAUCCGAGCAGGAACUGCAGCUCUCUCCGAGUAUACUGAAGGCCCUGGAAGGGGUCCAUUACAUUGCCAACCACCUCCGGGCUGAGGAUGCCGACUUUUCGGUGAAGGAAGACUGGAAAUACGUUGCAAUGGUGAUAGACCGCAUCUUCCUCUGGAUGUUCAUAAUCGUCUGCUUGCUGGGGACGAUCGGACUUUUCCUCCCACCUUUCCUGGCUGGUAUGAUCUAG